Carica papaya (papaya) is the source of this 3562-nucleotide messenger RNA. RefSeq names its product Leucine-rich receptor-like protein kinase family protein (gene BAM3). Gene Ontology annotation, biological process: protein phosphorylation. The record is from RefSeq and is a predicted model, not a curated record. Gene Ontology annotation, molecular function: ATP binding; protein kinase activity; receptor serine/threonine kinase binding. NCBI's taxonomy places the organism in Eukaryota, Viridiplantae, Streptophyta, Magnoliopsida, Brassicales, Caricaceae.
UCUUCAAAUUCUGGUCCUUUUACUUCAAUCUGAUUAGCUACUGCUUUGUAUAAAAUAAAAUCUACCCGUUUCUAACUUCAUCAUCUUUCCCAUGGCUGCUUCUCAUAUCAAUUUCCUUUUCCUUUCUUCUCUCUUCCUUCUUCUACUUUCGUCUUCUUCUUCUUCUUCUCAUUCAGUAAAUGUUUUGUCCCUCAGAAAACAGGCCUCAAUCUUGGUUUCUUUGAAGCAAGGUUUUGAAUCCUACUACCCUUCUCUUCAGACCUGGGAUGCAUCGAACUACUUGUUGCUUUGUUCUUGGACUGGAAUCCAAUGUGACCACAUGAACACAUCAGUUAUUGGUGUUGAUAUCUCUAAUUAUAACAUUUCUGGGUCCUUGUCCCCUGUAAUCACCCAGCUGCAAAGCCUUGUCAAUCUGUCAGUCAGUGGAAACAGCUUCUCAGGCCAGUUUCCAACAGAUAUUCACAAGCUAACCAGGCUUCAGUUCCUCAACAUAUCUAACAACAUGUUCAGUGGCGAAUUCAACUGGGAAUUCUCACGAAUGAAGAAGCUCGAAGUGCUCGACGCUUACGACAAUUACUUCAAUGGCUCCUUGCCUUUGGGUGUCACUGAUCUUCCGAAUCUGAGAUACUUAAGUUUUGGCGGGAAUUACUUGAGUGGGAAAAUCCCUCCGAGUUAUGGAAAAUUCAGGCAGCUCAAGUACUUGUCCCUGGCUGGAAAUGAUUUGGGCGGUUCAAUACCGAGAGAGCUGGGAAAUCUUACCAGUCUGGAGCAACUCUACUUGGGUUAUUACAAUGAUUUUAAUGGAGGAAUCCCAGCAGAAUUUGGUAGGCUGAUUAAUCUGGUUCAUCUGGAUCUUGCAAACUGUAGCUUGCAGGGUAGUAUUCCUCCAGAGCUGGGAAAUCUCAAGAAACUAGACACUCUCUUCUUGCAAACCAAUGAGCUGAGUGGUUUAAUUCCACCGGAGCUCGGAAACAUGACUAGUCUUAAAUCACUUGAUCUUUCAAACAAUAAAUUAACAGGAGAGAUCCCACUCCAAUUCUCAGCCCUCCAGGAACUUCUUCUCCUCAAUCUUUUUGUCAACAGCUUCCAUGGAGAAAUCCCAUCUUUCAUUUCCCAGCUACCCAAGUUGGAAGUUCUCAAGCUAUGGCGGAAUAACUUUACAGGUUCUAUCCCUUCAGACCUCGGACGAAAUGGUAGAUUGAUGGAGCUCGAUCUUUCCAGUAAUAAGCUCACAGGACUCCUCCCCAGCUCACUCUGCUUUGGAAGGAGGCUCAAGAUUUUGAUUUUGUUCAAUAACUUCUUGUUUGGUCCUCUUCCUCGUGAUCUUGGUAAAUGCUACACUCUAACUAGAGUUAGAAUGGGUCAAAAUUAUAUGACUGGGUCCAUACCAGAUGGGUUUCUGUACUUUCCUAAUCUAUCACUUGUAGAGUUGCAGACCAAUUAUUUGAAUGGCCAGAUUCCUUCACAGACAACCAAGGAACCCUCCACGCUUGCCCAGCUCAAUCUUUCCAACAAUCGCUUAUCUGGGUCUCUUCCUGCUUCCAUUGGAAACCUGUCUAGCUUGCAGACUCUUCUCCUUACUGCAAACUCUUUCACAGGGGAAAUUCCAUCUGAAAUUGGUCAGCUCAAAAGUCUGAACAAGUUGGAUAUGAGUAUGAAUAACUUUUCAGGUAGAAUCCCUCCUGAGAUGGGUAACUGUCUGCAGCUAACUUACUUAGAUUUGAGUCGGAACCAGCUCUCAGGUCCCCUUCCGGUUCAAAUUUCUCAAAUUCACAUUCUAAACUAUCUCAAUGUGUCCUGGAACAAUCUGAACCAGAGUCUCCCCAGAGAGAUUGGAUCUAUGAAGAGUCUAACCUCUGCUGAUUUCUCCCACAACAAUUUCUCUGGUUCAAUACCUGAAUUUGGACAGUACUCAUUCUUUAACUCCACAUCCUUUGUGGGUAAUCCUCAGCUCUGUGGAUCUCAAUCCAACCCGUGCAAUUCCUCGUCAACCUCACCUUUACAAUUACAUAACCAGAACACCACCAAAUCAUCUCAAAUCUCGGCUAAAUUCAAGCUCCUCUUUGCACUGGGACUGUUAUUUUGUUCACUGGUGUUCGCCCUUCUGGCAAUAUUCAAGACCCGGAAAGUAGGAAGAAAUUCAAAUUCAUGGAAGAUCACUGCAUUUCAGAAGCUGGAAUUUGGAAGCCAAGACAUUCUGGAAUGCAUAAAGGAAAACAACAUAAUAGGGAAAGGUGGAGCAGGGAUUGUUUACAGAGGAGUAAUGCCUAAUGGAGAGCAAGUAGCAGUGAAGAAACUAUUAGGUAUAAACAAAGGGUGUUCUCAUGACAAUGGUCUGUCAGCAGAGAUUCAGACUUUGGGUAGUAUUAGACACAGAAACAUCGUGCGAUUGCUUGCGUUUUGUUCGAACAAGGAGAUGAAUUUGCUUGUGUAUGAGUACAUGCCAAAUGGAAGCUUAGGUGAGGUUCUGCACAGGAAGAGUGGAGGGAAUCUCAAAUGGGAAAUAAGGUUGAAGAUCGCCAUUGAAGCAGCAAAAGGAUUAUGUUACCUGCACCAUGAUUGUUCUCCUCUCAUCCUCCAUCGAGACGUCAAGUCCAACAACAUUCUACUCAACUCAGACUUUGAGGCUCAUGUUGCUGAUUUUGGGCUUGCCAAGUUUCUGCAAGAUACUGGGACCUCACAAUGCAUGUCUGCAAUUGCUGGUUCCUAUGGUUAUAUUGCUCCAGAGUAUGCGUACACAUUGAAAGUGGACGAGAAGAGCGAUGUAUACAGCUUCGGAGUGGUACUACUGGAGCUGAUAACGGGGAAAAGACCAGUCGGUGAUUUCGGGGAAGAAGGAAUAGACAUUGUUCAAUGGAGCAGGGUAAAAAGCAAUUGCAGUAAGCAAGGGGUGGUGAACAUACUUGAUCAGAGAUUAAUAAGUAACAGUGUGAUGGUAAAGGAAGCAAUGCAGGUGUUCUUUGUAGCCAUGUUAUGCGUUCAAGAACAGAGCGUGGAACGACCAACCAUGAGAGAAGUUGUCCAAAUGCUUGCUCAGGCCAAACACCCUUCCACUUUUCACAUGCAAUAAUCCUACCUAAUUAAUUAUAUAUAUUUUAUAUCAUCAACCUUAUACACAUUCCAAAUUUGGCAGCCUUUAGGGUUCUCACAUGACAUCACAACACAAGAGAAAGUGAGAGAGAGAGAGAGAGAGUAUAUAUAUAGAGUGUAUUUUUUGGGUUGCCCUUCUUGUCUCCUUUGUCUUUUUCUCUUCUUUCUUUUCUUUUAAGUACGCAGAUCAUCGUUGGUUAUUAAAUAAUAUGCUGUAGUAAUUAGAGUUAAGCGUAGAGGUGGUAUAUAUAUAUAUGUGUGUAACUUCUAGUGGAUUCAAGGUGCGAAAGAAAAAGAAAAAGGCUGCAGCGAGCUGCAGACAUGACCGAGGGAGCAGUACAAUGUAGGAGCUGAUGAAAACACAAUGAAUGGAGAAGGAAUUGGGUUGCCUUCAUUAUUGUGUCAUCAUUAAUAUUUUUUUUGGGGGGGGAGGGAUUAUUUCGACCAACUUAUAUGAAGAUGCUUCUUAUGA